Messenger RNA from Oikopleura dioica, 2169 nucleotides. Lineage: Eukaryota; Metazoa; Chordata; Appendicularia; Copelata; Oikopleuridae. The record is from the annotation of a GenBank genome assembly.
AUGGGGGGAUUCAUACGCGUUCACUGGAUUGAUAUCGACGCAGAGAAGGCGAGAAAUACUGUCACUAAAGCGCAGAAAGAAGGAAACUUGUUCACUCUGCAAGUGUGCAUCAAAGAAUAUGAAAACGGGGCACACAUCCAACGCAAGAAAACGAUCUUGCUCGAGUUCCGAAAAUCGUUCGACUCGCAUCCUCGGCCGGACAGACUAGCCCAGUUCAUCAUCGCGCAGGGCCCAGAACAGACCGUCAUCGGCACCACGAGUAUUUUGAUCACUGCGCUUUCCAAAGCUACCAACGGAACGUCGAAUAUUAUUAAAUUGCCAUUCAAGGCGACUCCCCUCGGAUCCAGAACAGAAGUCGAGUACUUUAUCAAGGUGUACGUGAAACUGUACGAAGAGAGCGCGCCAUUGACGCAGUCGAUCAGCGGCCAUGACACGAGUGUCAACGCAACAGAUCCUAUGGAAAGGGUUCAGAGGACGGAGCUGAAACGCCAUCGCGGUGCGAUCAAAAAUCAAGAUGCUGAAUACCACCAGUUGGGCCACGCCUUCCAGCGCCACUACUUCCGCCAGCCGACUUACUGCGGCCACUGCCAGGAGUUCGUCUGGGGCCUCACUUCCAAACAAGGCUUCCUAUGCAAGUACUGCUCCAUGGCCUGCCACAACCAGUGUAUUGAGAAGAUCUUCACUCCUUGCCAAAACAGCACUCAAGCCGCUACAUCGGCGAAUCCCGGCUCCGUCGCCAUCACCAAGUCUUUCAACAUUAAUAUUCGUCACAAGUUCAAAGUUACCACACUCAAGUGGCCGACGCAUUGCCGCCACUGUGGCCAGUUCAUUUUCGGCCUGUUCAAGCAGGGAGCUGUCUGCACCGAGUGCGGCUUCACCGUCCACAAGAAAUGCAUCGAGCAAGUGGCGAACACCUGCGGCACGAAUAUGAAAGAAAUCAGCGUCGCCCUGGCCGAGUUGGAGAACAAAAAUCUUCUUCCAAAGAAAGUGGAGGGCGGCGCUUCCGGCGACACCAUCGUCCCCCUGCCGACCUUCGACGCCGAAGAAGAAGAAAACAUUUAUUUGCCGCCUUCCGAAUACGAAACUUAUAAGCCCAAGACUGCGCCCAAACCGCCCGUUAGACAAACGACGAUCGUGAAGCGAGGCAAAUUGGAGGCGCUAAUGAAGAUCGAUAAUUUUACUUACACUGUUGUCCUUGGAAAAGGCUCCUUUGGAAAAGUGCUAUUAGCCAAGAUUGUCGGCUGCGGGGAAGUUGUUGCUGUCAAAGCGAUGCAAAAACAUACAGUAAUGACAAACGGGGAUGUCAUGUCAACAGCAGUCGAAAAGCGAAUGCUGGAACUUGCUGGCGAGCACCCUUACUUGGCACACUUGGUAGCGACGUUACAAGACGAAGCCUAUUUAUAUUUCGUGAUGGAGUACCUCUCCGGUGGUGACUUGAUGCAUUGGAUUCAGAAGAAACGCGUUUUCAGUCGUGAUGUUUCGACUUUCUACGCGGCGGAAAUCUACUCGGGCCUAAAGUUCCUCCACCAGAGAAAAAUCGUCUACCGCGAUCUCAAGCUGGACAACGUCCUUCUCGACAAGGAAGGACACUGUAGAAUCGCCGACUUUGGAAUGUGCAGAGAGAAUGUCUCCGAAAAUAACAAGUGUCAUACUUUUUGUGGGACGCCGGAAUACCUCGCUCCAGAGAUUAUAAGAAGAGACUUGUAUACUUUCUCCGUCGAUUGGUGGAGCUACGGGGUCCUCGUUUACGAAAUGCUAACUGGAAACUCUCCCUUCCACGGCGAUCCAGUUGAAAAUCUCUACGAGUCGAUCCAAAACGACGACGUUCCCUACCCAAGAAAGAUGGACAGCGACGCGCGCGAGUUGUGCAAAGGACUGUUUGAGCGGCGGCCAGAGCGACGAUUGGGCGUCAAGUGCGACGUCAAGAAGCAUCCAUUCUUCAAAAGCAUCGAUUUCGAGAGACUGGAAAACAAGCAAAUUGCCCCUCCCUUCCGCCCUCCAACGAUUUCGAAUUUCAACGAUCCUUCUACCGUCGAUCAAGAAUUCAAAGAUCUAAGCCCGCGAGUGUCCAUCGUGAGCCGCGAAAAGAUCGAAGACAUCGACCAAAAAGUGUUCCGCACCUUCGACACUAUCAACCCCCGCGCCCACGAGAUCGUACGCGUCCACUAA